AUGAAAAUCGUUAACCUUAAAUUUUUAACAUAAAAACCAAAUAAAACAUAUCCAUGCCUUUGCCUCAAACUCCUCGCAAAGAGUAUUUUUAAAUAUCUGACAGAUUUAAAAAAAUCAAAUUUUUGGGAAAAGGCAAAUAUAGCGAUGUUUAUAUGGCUGUGUAUAAAAUAAUAAACUAUUUUAUAGUGACAAGAUAACUAAUUGUAUAUUCGCAAUCAAAAUAAUAAAGAAGUCAAUCAUUAAUUAAUUCAAUCUCUCGAAAUUGNAUAAAAUAAUAUUUGUCAACAAUUCAUUCAAUAAAUGAAGCCGGUUUUUCAAUGGCAGCAUGUUUAUAAGUAUAGAAGAAACAAUCAAAUUUAGACUGCUUUACAUGUAUUUUCAGCUACAUAAUUACAUGCCUAAUCAAGUAUAUUAUUUGUGACUACAUCAACAUAUUCAGAUGAUAAACUUGAUUUAUUUGAAUGGACUGAUAAGUGUGAAUAAGCAGCUAUUCAAAUUAAUGUUAUAUCUUUUGCAGGGGCAAUACAUUAAUUAAUAAAAAUAACAUAAACAACUGAUGGAUAAUAUUUAUGUCCUUUAAAUGAAUAUCAAUUUAGCUAAGAAAUUUUGGUAAAUAAAUUGAUUAAUUUAUAAAUAAGAAAUUUGUUUCACCAUAAGAAUUGAAGAAUCAUAAAAUGAUUACUUAAUUAGUAAAAAUAGGAUUCCCAUAAAAAUUAAUAGUGAAUCAACCAACAUUAUGUCAAUGUCAUUUAGAAAUAGUGUAAUACAAUUUGAAAUUUCAAAUAGAUAUAAUUUUUAUAAAUGUCCUGUUUGUUAUAGUAAAGUUUGUUCUCCACCACUUCUAUGUCCAAUUUGUUCAACUUGGAUUGUACUCCCUCAUUAGAUUCUCAGAAGUGAUGGUUAUGAAACUUUAGGAGUUUUUGAAAUGUAAAAUGAUGGUUUAGAACAUAUUUGUUUUGGUUGUUAAGAAUAAACUACUGUUAUCCAUUCUAAUUGUAAGAGAUGCAAAAAAUUUUUCUGUUUGUAAUUUUCUUAUAUUAUUUUUAGAGAUUGUGAUAUUUUAAUUCAUUCUAAAUUUAAAGUGUGCCCAGGUUGUGCUUGAUUUUUUAG
Messenger RNA from Paramecium sonneborni, 1110 nucleotides. Lineage: Eukaryota; Ciliophora; Oligohymenophorea; Peniculida; Parameciidae. The record is from the annotation of a GenBank genome assembly.